This is a messenger RNA of Symbiodinium pilosum, 1935 nucleotides long. The record is from the annotation of a GenBank genome assembly. Lineage: Eukaryota; Dinophyceae; Suessiales; Symbiodiniaceae.
AUGACCUCGCAGCGCACCCGCGACCGCCUGGUCGCCCGUCUGCGCGAGAAAGGCAUAGUCAAUGAGCGCGUCCUUGCGCAGAUAGCAGCAGUGCCGCGACAUCUGUUUGUGGAUGAGGCGUUAUCCCAUCGUGCCUAUGAAGAUACUGCGCUGCCGAUAGGGCAUGGGCAGACCAUCUCGCAGCCGUUUGUGGUUGCUUUAAUGACCCAGGUGUUGCUCGAGGUUGGCCCCCAUAAAGUGCUUGAAGUAGGCACCGGCUGUGGCUACCAGACCGCCAUCCUUGCGCAGUUGUGUCGCCAGGUUUUUACCAUUGAACGCAUCGAAGCCCUGGUACCCCGUGCAAAACAGAGGUUGCAGCGCCUCGGGAUACGUAAUGUGGUGGCUAAAUUCGGCGAUGGCUAUAAAGGCUGGGAUGCCCACGGUCCCUUUGAUGGCAUCAUUGUCACCGCGGCGCCAUCAGAAGUGCCGCCGGAACUGCUUGCGCAGUUGGCUGACGGUGGUCGCAUGGUGUUACCGGUUGGCGGCGAUGCGGGACAGGAACUGCGAGUGAUAGAUAAGCGCGACGGUGUGAUCACCGAACGUGUGCUCGACAGGGUAAGGUUUGUGCCGUUGCUCAGCGGCAUUACCGCAGAACAAGCUAAAACGCCACUUUCACUGUUCAGCAUUGUCUGGCGCGGUUUGCUGAUGGGCCUGGCCGAGGUGGUCCCGGGUGUGUCUGGUGGCACAAUGGCCUUUAUCACCGGUAUUUACCACGAGCUUGUUCGAUCUCUGGCAAGUUUCGGUCCGAGUUCCCUGCGUCUCUUAACCCAGCCGCUGGCGUUUGCUCAACAGCAUAACCUGCGCUUUCUGUGUGCUCUAGCUGGCGGUAUGCUGGUCGGUGUUCUGCUCUUUGCACAACUGAUGAGCUUUCUGCUUGCACACUUUCAGCCGGUUGUGUGGGGUUUCUUCAGCGGGGUGAUCGCCAUGUCCGUGGUCAUUAUCGGACGUGCACGUGCGCCGGUGACACUGCUGAGCUACGGCGUUGUGGGUCUGGUUUGCGGUAUCGCGCUGCUGUGGCUGCCAACUACAAAUACGGUGGCGCAGGUAACAGCAGAUAAGUGGCUUUCGCCAGCCGAAUAUACCAUAGCGCACGGUACAUCAUCCUACGUGCUGAUCACCGCUGCUCUGAAGCUGCUCCUGGCGGUGAGUAUGGGAUUGAUACUCAGCGGUUGUCUGUCGCCAGGCAAACCGCUGAUCGCCGAGCGCUCGCCGGCUUAUACCUCUGGCCCCUACGGCAGUGGGGAUUCGCUGCAGAAAUCUUAUGUUGUACAGAAAGGCGAUACGCUCUAUUCCAUCGCCUGGCGUUUUGAGCUUGAUUACAAAGGCCUUGCCCGCGCUAAUGGUGUGCGUGCUCCGUAUCGUAUUGUGCCCGGUCAGAAAUUAUCGCUGGUGACCCAGCUUGCGCCUUCUGCACGCGUACGCACCCCGGUAGCCCCACCUCCUGCUGCUGCAGCCACUAAGCCGAAACCCAGCACCCGCAAACCACCUGCGACGAGACAGCCCGAUGCCGCGGCAACAGUUGAGCUUGCCAGAACGUGGUCGUGGCCGCUUGAGAUCAAGCCCUAUGCAGAAUUCGGUGGCAACAACAAAGGCCUGGAUUACCGCCUGGGUGACGACCUGCGUCGCAGGAUGACGGUGCGCUCAACCAAUGCCGGUGAAGUGGUCUACGCGGGCAAUGGCAUCGGCGGCUUUGAACGUCUGGUCAUCGUCAAACACAGUGCCAGCCUGCUCAGUGCUUAUAGCUUCGACGGCACCCUGCGGGUGGAUGAGAAGCAAAAUAUUAAAGCUGGCAGGGAAUUGGCCGACAUAAAGAACAGAGGUCGGAGUAAGCAGUCAUUACAUUUUGAGUUGCGCAAGGAUGGGCAACCCAUAAAUCCAAGGCAAUUUCUGCGUUAG